Molecule: messenger RNA, 282 nt
Organism: Perkinsus marinus ATCC 50983
Lineage: Eukaryota; Perkinsozoa; Perkinsida; Perkinsidae
Exons: 2
Coding region: 1-282 (93 amino acids)
Biological process (GO): proteolysis
Molecular function (GO): serine-type endopeptidase activity
Source: RefSeq, a predicted model, not a curated record
AUGCAGCUUACGGAUGGAAGCAAUUUCGGUUCAGCUGUUGACAUUGCCGCUCCAGGUAAGGGCACUUCGGGUGCCGCCGCUAUUGUAGCAGGUAUAGCUGGGAUGCUCUACAGCCUUGAACCUUCUCUGAAGGCUAAGCUGACCCCUGCUUACAUCAAAAGUAUCAUCAAGGAUACGGCCACCCAAGGUGUCAAGGACAGUAAAGGGGUAGAGACCCUUACCUUCGGCCGCGUGAAUGCUGCGGCGGCUGUCAAUAAGAUACUUGGAAGAAAAAAGGUUUAA